AUGUCUACUCAAGGGUUUAAGUUGAGGGCAGGCUUUUGUGAAUAUGAUCCAGAAUCCAAGAUUUGUACUCCUGUGCCCUGUCAGGGAGAAAUAGAGGUUAAACCUAAUGAAGAAGAAGAGAUGGGAUUUUGGGACUUCCAAUGGAGACCAGUUGAAAAACCUGUAGGUAAAGAAUUGAAUACAAUUUCUUUGAUAUUAAUUCCUGGUGAGACUCUUUGGGUCCCUGUUACCUCGUGUAAGAACGGUAGAAUAUUCGCAUUGGUAUUCUCAUCUAAUGAAAGGUACCUGUUUUGGCUACAAGACAAGAAUCCAGCAUCUUUGAAACUAAAUGAAUUGAAUGAUAAAGAGCGUAAAGUUUAUGACAAAAUGACCAAAGUUCUAAAUGCGGAUGAAGACGUCGAAAUGAAGGAUUGA
Zygosaccharomyces rouxii is the source of this 414-nucleotide messenger RNA. It is a transcript of the gene RPN13, whose product is annotated as proteasome regulatory particle lid subunit RPN13. NCBI's taxonomy places the organism in Eukaryota, Fungi, Ascomycota, Saccharomycetes, Saccharomycetales, Saccharomycetaceae. Gene Ontology annotation, cellular component: proteasome regulatory particle, lid subcomplex; cytoplasm; nucleus. Bases 1 to 414 code for a protein of 137 amino acids. The record is from RefSeq and is a predicted model, not a curated record. Gene Ontology annotation, molecular function: ubiquitin binding; endopeptidase activator activity; proteasome binding. The transcript has a single exon. Gene Ontology annotation, biological process: ubiquitin-dependent protein catabolic process.